Cebus imitator (Panamanian white-faced capuchin) is the source of this 2433-nucleotide messenger RNA. RefSeq names its product ATP binding cassette subfamily F member 3 (gene ABCF3). The coding region runs from base 179 to 2122 and encodes 647 amino acids. Lineage: Eukaryota; Metazoa; Chordata; Mammalia; Primates; Cebidae. The transcript is spliced from 19 exons. Gene Ontology annotation, molecular function: ATP binding; ATP hydrolysis activity. The record is from RefSeq and is a predicted model, not a curated record.
CAGCGCCUCUCUGGGCCCCGCGCGCCCCGCCCGCCAGGCUCCUUGCUCUCCGCUCCUUUCUUGUGUCACCGCUACGCAUGCGCCUUGCAAGGAGGGGGCGAGAUAUCGGGGACAGGGCGGGGGGCGGGCCUAGGCCAGGGGCUCACAGCGACUGCGCGGACUGGUUCUCGGCUGGAACAUGGCGACUUGCGCCGAAAUCCUGCGGAGCGAGUUCCCUGAAAUUGACGGACAGGUCUUCGACUACGUGACGGGCGUCUUGCACAGCGGCAGCUCGGACUUCGAGUCUGUGGAUGACCUGGUGGAAGCUGUGGGGGAACUAUUGCAAGAGGUGUCCGGGGACAGCAAGGAUGACGCGGGCAUCAGGGCCGUGUGCCAGCGCAUGUACAACACUCUGCGCCUGGCUGAACCACAGAGCCAGGGAAAUAGCCAGGUGCUACUGGACGCGCCUAUCCAGCUGUCAAAGAUAACAGAGAACUACGACUGUGGAACCAAACUUCCAGGACUGCUAAAGAGGGAACAGUCCUCGACAGUGAAUGCAAAGAAGCUUGAGAAGGCCGAGGCUCGACUUAAGGCAAAGCAGGAGAAGCGGUCAGAGAGGGACACGCUCAAGACUAGCAACCCUCUAGUCUUAGAAGAGGCAUCAGCCAGCCAGGCAGGCAGCAGAAAGGAGAGUCGAUUGGAAUCAUCUGGCAAGAACAAAUCCUAUGAUGUGCGAAUUGAGAACUUCGAUGUGUCUUUUGGUGACAGAGUACUGCUGGCUGGAGCUGAUGUGAACCUGGCAUGGGGCCGCCGUUACGGGCUGGUGGGGCGGAAUGGGCUGGGGAAGACCACGUUACUGAAGAUGCUGGCCACCCGGAGUCUGCGGGUUCCAGCCCACAUUUCCCUGCUGCAUGUUGAGCAAGAGGUUGCUGGAGAUGACACCCCUGCCCUACAGAGUGUGCUGGAGAGUGACAGUGUGCGGGAGGGCCUGUUACGGCGGGAGCGGGAACUCAGCGCCCAGAUUGCUGCUGGCAGGGCGGAGGGCUCUGAAGCCGCAGAGCUGGCAGAAAUCUAUGCCAAACUGGAGGAGAUUGAGGCCGACAAGGCACCUGCCAGAGCAUCAGUCAUUCUCGCUGGGCUUGGCUUUACCCCCAAAAUGCAGCAGCAGCCCACCCGGGAGUUCUCGGGUGGCUGGAGGAUGAGGCUGGCCCUGGCCCGGGCCCUAUUUGCUAGACCAGAUCUGCUGCUGUUAGAUGAACCUACAAACAUGCUGGAUGUCAGGGCCAUCCUGUGGCUGGAGAAUUACCUGCAGACAUGGCCCUCCACAAUCCUGGUCGUCUCUCAUGACCGCAACUUCCUGAAUGCCAUCGCCACAGACAUUAUCCACCUGCAUAGCCAGCGGCUACCUGAGCUGAAGCCUGUGGACAAGGAAUCAGAGGUGGUAAUGAAGUUCCCUGAUGGGUUUGAGAAGUUCUCGCCACCAAUUCUGCAGCUAGAUGAGGUGGAUUUCUACUAUGAUCCGAAGCACGUCAUCUUCAGUCGCCUCUCCGUGUCUGCUGAUCUCGAGUCCCGCAUCUGUGUGGUUGGAGAGAAUGGGGCCGGGAAGUCUACCAUGCUGAAGCUGCUUAUGGGGGACCUGGCACCUGUUCGGGGCAUCAGACAUGCUCACAGGAAUCUGAAGAUUGGCUAUUUCAGCCAGCACCACGUGGAGCAGCUGGAUCUAAACGUCAGUGCUGUGGAGCUGCUGGCACGCAAGUUUCCUGGGCGGCCUGAGGAGGAGUACCGCCACCAGCUGGGUCGGUAUGGCAUCUCCGGAGAACUGGCCAUGCGCCCUGUAGCCAGCUGGUCUGGGGGCCAGAAGAGCCGAGUGGCGUUUGCUCAGAUGACCGUGCCCUGCCCCAACUUCUACAUUCUGGAUGAACCCACAAACCACCUGGACAUGGAGACCAUUGAGGCUCUGGGCCGUGCCCUCAACAAUUUCAGAGGCGGUGUGAUUCUGGUGUCCCACGAUGAGCGCUUCAUCAGGCUGGUGUGCCGGGAGCUGUGGGUGUGUGAGGGAGGCGGUGUCACCCGCGUGGAAGGAGGAUUUGACCAGUACCGCGCCCUCCUCCAGGAGCAGUUCCGCCGUGAAGGUUUCCUCUAGGGCCACCAGGCUGAGGACUUGCCCAGGACAUGGACUGUCUCUCAGACCCCUGGGCUACCACGUAGGCAACCAACUCCAGGCCAUGAACUUCCCCCGACUUGGGGACAGCCUUAUUCCCAAAUGUCUCUCUCCUUUUGACUGGAGCAUCUUCUGCACAACCUUGGGAGCCCAUCCAAGGGUUGGUGAGGACUGGUCUCCCAGGGGGCGGGGUCUGGGGGGGUACCCUCCGGGGUUAUAGAUUCCCCCACUGCCCCAGCUCUGACUGGACCCCAAGUGGCUGCUAUGUAAAUUAAAUCUCUCCCUGCAUCUCA